Phalacrocorax carbo (great cormorant) is the source of this 10050-nucleotide messenger RNA. The record is from RefSeq and is a predicted model, not a curated record. NCBI's taxonomy places the organism in Eukaryota, Metazoa, Chordata, Aves, Suliformes, Phalacrocoracidae.
GGCGCAGCAGCAGCAGUGUCAGCAGCAGCGUCAGGACCCGGGGCUGAGGGGCGGGGCGAUCGCGCCGCUUCGUUACAUUGUAUCCGCCGGCGGCGCGAGAACAAUAGCCGCCGCCCGCCGGCCCUGGGCGCCGCGGCCCCAGCCCGCCGCGCCCCGCCCCGCGGGACCUUCAUGCGUUUCCCCUACCCCGCGCACGCACGGGGGGUGCGCGCCUGCCCCGGAACAGGACUGCCACUGUUGAGUCUGUGGGAGUAUGAAUCAGCAGCAGCAGAGAAUGGCUGCAGUUGGGACAGACAAAGAGCUCAGUGACCUGCUGGACUUCAGUAUGAUGUUUCCCCUGCCAGUGGCUAAUGGAAAAAACAGACCCACGACCCUAGCGAGCACUCAGUUUGGAGGAUCAGGUUUGGAUGAAAGACCGGGAUCAGGUUCCUGGGGGACAGGAGAUCAAAACAGCUCCACAUUUGACCAAGGAAGGCAGAGCUAUGGCGAAGGCCCCCACUACGGCGAGCACAGAGACCUGCCCUCUCACAACGGCAUAUCUUCAUCACCAUUCCUGGGAGCUGGACUAGUGGGGAAGAGCAGUGAAAGAGCCUCGUACUCCACAUUCGGAAGAGACACAGGGAUGCCUGGACUAAACCAGACUAGUUUCCUGCCCAGCGAAAUGGGAAUCGCCAGUUCAAGCACGCUUUCCCCCACCGGGGUGAAAGGGGGGUCUCAGUAUUUUUCUUACCCCAACAAUCCUCGCAGGAGAGGUGCUGAGAGCAACAUAGAUGGACAGCCCAAAAAGGUUCGGAAGGUGCCUCCUGGACUCCCCUCUUCGGUGUAUCCAUCUAACUCAGGUGACGACUACAGCAGGGAUCCAGCUGGCUAUGCUCCCUCAAAACCUCCCAGCACUGUGUAUCCUGGAGCCUUUUAUAUGGCAGAUGGGCUCCAUAACUCGCCAGACCUGUGGAGUUCACCGGGUGCCAUGAGCCAGUCGAGUUACGGUGCCAUGCUGGGCAGCCCCUCCUCCCCGCUCCCGCAGUCCAGCGGCUUCAACAGUUUACAUCAGCACGAACGCAUGAACUACCAGCUUCAUUCAGGAGAGGUUAAUGGUGGACUGCCCUCUGUCUCUGGCUUUUCCUCUGCCUCCACGCCAUACGGUGUCUCCAGUCACACCCCCCCGAUUAGCGGGACGGACAGCAUGAUGGCAGGUAACAGAGGAACCACAGCUGGGAGCUCAGGAGACGCGCUCGGGAAGGCACUAGCUUCAAUUUAUUCACCUGAUCACUCUAGCAAUAACUUCUCGUCAAACCCCUCCACACCAGUCGGCUCCCCUCAGGGGCUUGCAGGCACAUCCCAGUGGUCACGAGCGAGCGGACAGGGUGCCUUAUCUCCCAGCUACGAAGGGAGCCUCCAUGCUUUACAAAACAAAAUGGAAGACAGGUUGGACGAAGCCAUCCAUGUGCUGAGGAAUCACGCUGUGGGCCAGACGGCCGCUAUGCCGAGCAACCACGGGGACAUGCAUGGGCUCCUGGGCUCGGUGUCGGCCCACAGUGUCACCGUGGGCAGCCUGGGCCAGGCCUUCCCUGCCUCAGUCAUGUCCCUGGGGAACAGGCACCCGAGUCUGGUGGGAGGAGGUCACCCUGAAGAUGAGUUGUCCAGCAACCCCAGCAUGCUCCACAACCAUGUCACACUUCCAUCACAGCCCAGCUCACUCCCCGACCUCAACAGGCAGCAAGACACGUACAGCGGCUUGUCAGGGGCACUGGGGCGAAGCAGCAUCUCCUCAGGAACCAGCGAAAUAAAGAGGGAAGAGAAGGAGGAUGAGGAGAACACGUCAGUGGCAGAUAACUCAGAAGAGGAAAAGAAGGAGCUGAAACCCUCCCGGAACAGAACAAGGUGCUCUUUGAACAGUCAAGAUGAGGAUGAGGAGGACGAUCUUCUUCCCCCAGAGCAAAAAGCCGAGAGAGAGAGAGAAAGGAGGGUCGCCAAUAAUGCCCGUGAGCGCCUGCGGGUCCGUGACAUCAACGAGGCCUUUAAAGAGCUCGGACGCAUGUGCCAACUCCACCUAAACAGCGAAAAACCGCAGACCAAACUGCUAAUCCUACACCAGGCCGUAUCAGUCAUACUGAACCUGGAGCAACAAGUUAGAGAGCGCAAUCUGAACCCUAAAGCAGCCUGCUUGAAGCGUCGGGAAGAGGAGAAAGUGUCUGGAGUAGUAGGAGAUCCCCAGAUGACACUUUCAGCUUCACAUCCUGGUCUAGGAGAUGGUCACAACCCUGUUGGACACAUGUAAAGAUCUUUUUGUUCCUCUGGAUAGAGAGAUCUGUAGGAAGAAAACCCUCGGUGUGACGUGCAACCUUCUUGAACCAUAAACUUUAGUACUGCUAAUACUGACACACACGGACGGAUCCUGGCAUGACGUAAGGGGUGGAAAAAACACUGUCAAAAACAAAACGAAAGAAAAAAAAUUGCCUUAAGUAUAAAGUGUGGAACAGUCAAUACAUAUCACUCAGUUAGGAGGGGGCGGCGUGUUCUCUUGGCUUGUUCACAAGCAGCCAGCAGCAAAAUUGUGCCUAAGCUUGAUAUUUCUUUUUUUAAAAAAAGAACAUUAGUUAUGAGAUUUUUUUUUUAUGUAGAACAAAUAGCAAUGCCUUUUCGUUUUUCUAGCUUCUUUUGCAUAUGUUUUGUAAGCAAUGAAAACAAUUUUUUUUAUAUAUAUAUAUAAAAAAAAACUGUCUUGUACCCCACGCUUUUCUGCUGCUGUUUCUGUAGUUAACGUUGCAUCUUUAGGAUCAACCAGAAUAUUAAAAUUGUAUUAAUAGAGACUGUAUAUAAAGAGAGGAAUUCUCAGAUUCGGCUCUGAAAGCCACUAAAAGCGAAUGUAGCCACAGUGAGGGGAUGUUCUUCCUUGCCUGGCUUGUACUUUCCAUUAUAAAAAAAAACCCUCAUGUGCUGAAUUCACCAUCUCUUUGCUUUGGCCACUUCUGAUUUGGGAAAAGGAAGUUAAACAGCAAAGCAAGUUGCAGCAGCGUCCCUCAACAGUGCUCCUGGUCCUCCCAGGAGGUGACCAAGGUCCAUCAAGGGUCUCUACAAGAUUUGCUUUACUCCUGGAUGAUCCCAGAGGCCGUGGUCCUGCCUGGGAGAGGAGGUGCCCCGUGGCUGUGCCGGAGCAUCAUGAUGAGGAGGGUGAGCUGCUGGGAGAGAGCAGGCUUUGGUGGGUGGAAGAGAACUGAGGAACUGGGACACUUUCAAGGUAAGCAAAGAAGCAACGCAGAUGCAAGAGGAAGCCCAGGGUGGAGGAAAGCACCUCUUGCCCACGCGUCUGGGCAAACGCCCACUGUCAGAGGAGGUGCUUCCAGGGACAGCGCUGAACAAAGCUGGAGGAAUGGGAAGAGGCAGAGACGAUGGAGCAAAGGCAGCAGCGGGACACCGUGCUCAGUGACCUUGCAGCAGACAGUCCUGCGGACGCUAGCGGCAGGCAGCGGAGCCCAAGGUGGCAGGAAGGGGGGCAGCUACCGGCGUGUGCGCUCGCUCUAGCUCUCAGCAAGCCGCGACUGGCAGCAGGAUCUCUGUCUCGGCACAGCUUCUACCCAUGCUGGAGCCACCACCAUCAGCAGUGCAAAAUGCUGAAGGCUUGGGGAGAGGGGUUGGUUUCACACCCUGCCUUCACCUGUUGUCGUAUCUCCAAAGCAUCCUUGGAGGCAAACUCAGCUUAGCACACUGCCCGGCUUCCAUGGGGAUGCAGAGUGGCCGCUGUCGCCUGCACAUGGGCUCCUCUCUCUGUGCUGGAAAGGAGGGGAGCAGCAAGCACCCGUCCUAUGCGAGAUGCUCCAGCAAACGAGCUGGGCCAACGAUCCAAUCCCUUUGUUCCAAGGGCUUCCCAGUGUCCCUCUAGACCGCUCUGGUGUGCUCAGCGGGAGGAAGACCCCCGGCAGCCCCACCGUGUGGCAGGGUGCCCCAGAGGCGCGGGGGCAAACAAAGAGCUGCUCAGUGGUGCUUGAGAUGCAGCAGCUGUUCUGGAGUUGGCAAUAGAAAAGCGUCCAGUGGGAAUUUAUUCUUGUUUAUUCCCUCUCCUGAAGCAGUUUGCCUGGUUCUUCCCAGCUCUGCAGGCAGACGGGGUCAGCUCCCCAGGGGGAUGUUAAAUCCCAUCUCACCAGUGUCUAAUGCUCUUGGAUCUGCUGCCCAGAUCUGCCUGGCAGAGCCCAAUUGGGCAGGAUAGUUGACGGGGCAGGGGUGCUGGCCUUGGGGGGACGUGGGGACAGCGAGUACAGUAGGACCCCCAGCAGCAAGGUCCAUCUCUCCCCUCUGCUCCUCUGGCCUGUGCUCCUGGGGAAGAUGCAUUGCUUUGGCACCGGGAAAGGGGGAAGGACUGGCGAGCAGGAUUUAGUCCUGUGGCACUUCCUAGCAGCCCCAGGCUUUGGCAUAACCUGGUGCUCCUCUGUGCUCGUAGCUAUGCUUUGUCCUCCAGCAAAGCUUACUGGAAAUGCUCAGGACAUUGCUCAUCUCCCACCUACACCCAGGUACCAUGGGCUCAGCCUCUGUAUCAUCUCAGAGAGGAGCCACUUACAAGUGCCGGAGCAGUACAGGACUGUCUCUCCCUGCUGCCCCUGGCACCAGCACCAUCCUGGGACUCUGCAAGGUCCAACCAUAGCUCUGAGGCUUUCGGGUGCUCCUGGCUUUCCCUGCCCACAGCCUGCUGCUCCCACAUCGCUUCUGUGUGGUGAGACCUGAGACCACAGCAGCCUCCAGUUCUGUGCCCAGGAGGCCAGGAAAGGUCAGUGGCCAUGGUCCCUGCAGGCCAGAACAUGCGUUCUUCUCGCUUGUGUCAACAGACGUGUUUCAGCCUAAUUAGCUCGUCAGGUUAUGACACUCUUCCCUCCCUUGGGUUCUCCUGCCUGCUUAAGCACUGGGCAGUGUGAGAUGGAUGAGGUUUUCCUCAGUGUGUGACAGCCUUGCCCCUGUGGAGCAGCUCCCUUGUAGCAAAAGCCAUGUCUUCCUGAAGCCUCCUGACAGGUUGGGUUGUGCUUCAGGUGCUGGAGCACGUUCAACAUGGGGAUGGUGAAACACGCAGGGAGGGGGUAGUGCCCCUCCGUAGCCCACCAGCCGGGUCUGGACGCACAGACAACCCUGAUUUGUGCUCUCAGGUAGGAACUGGGGACUCAUUGGCUGCCCCUUCCCACAAGCAUUUCUGCCCUGUUGGCAGGAUGGUGCUGGGGUCAGCAGGGCACUUGCUUGGGGUUUUCUGCUGGCUCAGUGCUGCUGCCCCAGGAGCAGGGAGGGACAGAGCAAUGUCCCAGCCCUCACGAGCUUGAAACUGUACAAAAUAAUUAAAAAGUGCUUCCCUAACACUUUGAUAUUGCAACAAGAAUUUGAGGUGGCUGUCACAUACAACUGGAUUUAAAGAAAAGAUUGUACUCAAGAAAAAUCCAGAAAACUCAACAAAAAUUGGAAAUCUGAUAAGAUUUAUGAUUUCUUCAAAAUUCUGCUGACCUCCUUCAUCCCCUUUGAGUCCUGUCUGAUCCUCUGCAGGCCAGGGGGGCUCCUGAUGAGACAGACCCUUUCCCAUCAUCCCCAAACCACCAGGCAUUGCAACAGAGAUGGGGCUUUUCAUCUGCAUUUAGGUGGCUUAGAUGCUCUUUUCUCAACAGCAAAACCAGCUAACUUCCUUGGCAGGUCUUGGAUGAAGGUCCUUGAGCAUAAACCCCUGGUGCCAGGGUUUGGAGGAGAUCUCAGUUCCUCCAGCAGGAAAGCAUGAUGUCAGGGGCUGGUAGUGCUGCGCCUGGCAGCUGCCUCGAUGGUGCAGGGUGCUUUGUGUGCACUUGCGCUUGCUGCCUGCGCCAGCCCAGCGCAGCCUCAGCGGCAUCUCUGCUCUCCAGGUGUGUCGGGAGCAACUGCAGAAAAUUACUCUGCAGUAAGGGAAAAUUACUUUGGCUUGCCAGUGUGUUGGGCUCGGUGUGAAUAUGGUGCCUGUAACCUGCCAGGGAAAGUGGCUUUUCUAAAAACAAGCACUGUCAGGUGCUGACCCCAAAAUACCACCAGGCCAGCCCUGAAACAUCAGUCUGUUGCAAUGAAACUCUUGUCUUUAGAUGUCAUGGUCAGAGAGGGCCGGGGUCUGCACCCUCCCCAGCCCGCAGCUCUGCUGGCUUUCAACUGUGCUGUCUUAUGGAUCACUUUUCUCCCCAAACUUGCUUCUCCACCUGCCUGCGCUAGUGGUCCUGCACAGAGGGGCAUGGAUGGGUGACGUGCUGCAGGGUGACAUUUGGUUUUCUGCUUCCUCUCAGCCCUGCAUGCAUGGGUUCUCCUGGGCUGCAUGCCCCUCAGCAUUGGGGGCCACAGAGCCCCCACAAAGCUUCCUUCUUCGGAUAGGGAAUUGGGGGAGAGGCCGUCUUCCCCUGCGUGCAUUUUCUAGUUUCUCUUUUCCCCGAUGGCAGCGGCUGAGCUGUGUCACGGUCAAACAGCAACAACUGAGGUCCCUGGCGUACAGCUGCCGUGGGAUGCUUCUUGUGUGGCAGGGCCAGCCGCCGAGCUGCACUCCUCGGGUCCCUAGCCCAAGGGACCCCCUCUUUCCUCCCCCUCAACCAGCCCCCUGCCUCCCUGCAUGUUGUGCCUGAGAGCUGUGCAUGUCAUCAGGUGCUGGGGAGUGUCUGGAAUCCAGUUUAUUAACAGUAAAAAUUGCAGGUUUUUGUUCUUUCUCCCUCUUCACCUGCCUUCGCCCCAGGGCAAAACAGCUGCAGCCUCCCCGAGACUGCAUCUUUAUGGUCUUGUACCACCGGCACUCGGCAUCGACGGGAGGUGGUGGCAGUCUGCCUGCUCCUGCUCACAACCCCGUGGCCACUGCCAGCGCACCCUGGGGAGCAAAAUCCUAGCUAACCCCUGGUUUGGCAGUCGCUCCCCUGCCUGUGACUCGCCAGUCAGACCUACUCACAGCCAAGCAACUGCCUGGCUUGAGUUCAGCUCCAGCUCUUUGCCAGCAUCUCCUUGGGCUCUCUGCUCCCCUGCUUUUACAGCUUGCGCUGGUACCCUGUGGAGGUGUGUUGGCAGGACAGGACAUGGGACAUCUGGAUCCCAGUCUGUGCCCCUUCUGUCUGCACUGAGCUCCAGCCUGGGAGCAAGGGGUGCAGCAGUGCCUGAGCAGACGGUUUGCAGGAAUCAGGGCAGUCGGGUUAGCUGGGCACCCCAAGAUCCUGCAUCUGGCUGUUGGGAGCAUGUCCGUGCCAUCCCCAGGCAGUGGGGUCACUGUGCUGCCCCUUCCCUGUGUGCCACCACUCUGGGACCAGGGUCCGGCUGCUUUGCAGUUGGGGUUUUUGCCCUCUUUAGUGGAGAAAUGCAGAAGUGUGAUGUGAAACCUCCCCAGCUGUGACUUCAGUGAACAGCUUUUUCCUCUAGCCUGCGUGUCAGUGAUGAGCCGGUUUCCUAGAGGUUUUGCACUCGCUGCCCGGUAGUGAUUGAACAGGAAGGACAGAAUCAGUCUGGGGUUUCCCCAGGAGUCUGCAAUUUCAGGUUCAGUGCAGAAGCAGCUCGCAAAGGUCCUUUGUGUCUCACGCAUGUACCCACUGAAGCCAGCACAGCCUUUGGGCCCUGGGCCCUUGCUGGGUGAUUCAGCACAUCCUCCCCCUCAGCCGGUGGGGGGGGCCUUGAGAAGCAGGAGGCUUUUGAAACCCCCAAUCCCCUGCAUCCUUGAGCUUUGCUCCCAUGGGGAGGCUGCCAACCCCAGUGGCAGUGGAGCCCACGGUCCUCUUGCAGGCCCUGCUGUGUGCUGAGCUGGUGACUCUGGGCCAGUGUCACCAAGCCCCUUCCCUGGGGUUUUAGAAAAGAGCUGAGAAUGGGGAGGUGAAGCAAAGCUAGUACUGGAGUUGGGCCAGGAUGACCCAUCAGUCCCUGAAGUGCAGUGCUGGCUAACCUGGAGCAAGCUGUGGCCACUGGAUUCCCCCGUUCCUGCUUGACACCAGCAAUAGCAAGACCUGUUUUCUGUACCAGAAGCUUGCACAAGGUCUUUGCCCUCUUAAAUCCUAUGCAACCCCCUCUCCUCUCCCCCGGGGCUCUCUAGAUCCCAUCCCAGCCUGUUCUUUCUUGUCCAUGACUGCUGAGUUCCCACUCCCUGCUGCUCUCAGGGUCCAGCUUCGUUUCUAGCAGCUUCAAAAGCAUUUCAAGACCCACGCCCUGGAGCCAGGGGUGGGUAGACGAGGGGUGAGACCACAGGAACACCCCUUCCAACUCAUGCUGCCGGAGAUGAGCACUGAACUGGAGGGGGCAAGGUCUGGUCCUAGGGCUCCUUCAUGCACCCUUCACUCCUGCGCCUUCUGCUUGGUGCUUGGUGGCUCACUGCUGGUACCCUUCAUCUCGCACCAUCUCCCCCAGUACCCCUCAGUGGAGGAGCUGUGUCCCACCUCGCUGCUGCCCGUCUCUACAGGCUGCUCUGUUAAUGCCUGAGCCUUAGGCUUGACUUGGCUGGUCUUCCUUCAACCACCUCAAGUGUGAAGGUGUGUCUUCCUUUCUCCUGUGCUCCCCAAUCUCUCCAGCCAGCACCUCCGAGCGGUUUCCCUUCAUGCGCAGCCACUGUGGGUUUUUGGCAGUGGGGCAGAACCAUGCCACCAGCUUCCCGUCCGCUGGGAUGGAGGCGGGAGGGUUUGGGAGGUGGGUGCUGCAGGUCGAUCCCGUGGCACGGCUGCCUCUCCCUGCCCUGCCACCCUCAGGCGGGUGUGGGGAGACCCGGUGCUCUGUGCAGAGGUUUGAUCUUCAGGGCAAUUCACCCUUUCUGGAGAGCCGGCAGCUGCAGUGCCUUUGCCUGUGGACUCCUGUGUGAGCUGAGCGUGGAGGUGGUCUCUGGUUAGAGGGUGGUGCAGGCUGUAGGAGUCCGUUCUGCCAAAACUUCUGUGUUUGUCUUGCAUCCCGCCCUCAGGGGGCAAGAGGCAGCCCUGCCACGGGUCUCCACAUAAGUAUUUCUGUUCCUCUGCUUUUGUAUGCCUCUUGCUCCUCAGGCCUUGCAAUACCCACUCUGGUCCAGCCAAGCACCUGUCCCGUUGGAAGGAGAGUGAAUAAAAUUUGCACCAUUACAUCUUGGCACAGCAAAGCUGCGGGCACCAGUACACGAGAGCAAAGGGGUUUGUGCUUUAAAAUGGGGUGUCCUGGGUACUGAGGCCUUCUGCUGAAGAGCGUCCCUAUGCCCAGCCUCCCUGGGCUGUAUCCUGGGGAGCCACGGAGCUCCCUGUGGCAGCUCCCAUGGCCGUGAGCUGGGGACGGUGCGGUUCCCCCUUCCUGGUGCCACGUCUUCCCAAAUCACUUGAAACCCACCAGCUUUUGAGCAAACCUUGUAACACAGGGCCUCUUGGGGAGGGAAGGAGCCGUGGGAAUCUGUGCGCCCUCCUGCCAGCAGUGGUUGAUUUGCCGGGAGAGGAGAAAGAGGCACCUGGUGAAGCAGAGCAGGGAUGACCCCAACCAUGCGCUUGGACCUCGCGGGCUGCAGGAAAUGACCAGUUUUCUCUGGAGGCCUCCAGCUCGUUGGGAAAACGCAGCGUUACUGGGUUGCUCUUUCUAUAUAUUUUUGUAGGAUGGGGCAGGUGGGAGGGUGGGAGAGCAGAUGGGAGAUGCCUACGGAAGUUGUUUAUUUUUAACCCCGUAGAAAGUUUUGGGUUGUUUUUGGUUUGGGUUUUUGGCCUUUAAAAAAAAAUGGUCCUUGCUUUUGAUGUUUAUGCUGCCUACCUGUAAAUCCAGAUGUACUUAAGUGGCUGAAAUCCUUGUUCUUAAAUCAGAUACACAUUAUAGUUUUGAACUAUAUAUAUAGUAAAAAUAUAUAUAUAUGCCUAACCCAGCAAAAAAAAAAGGUAUUUGGGGGUGGGAAAAAGUGUUGUUCUUUGAAAUGAAUCACAACUGGGGGAUAAAAUUGUGUUUCUGAGUGCCUCAAGAUAUGAAUUGUUUUCAUUUUUUUAAAUAAUUUUAUACAAGUGUCAACAGCUGGCUGGAUUAUUUGGAAUUUUUUUAAUAAUCCUAACUUUUUUAAAGUAGAUUUUGAGAACUGUCCUGUAUAUAACAGUAAUGUAGCAAUAAAUGUGACAUUUUAUAACAAUA